ACUGAGGAACAUAGUGGAGGCCUACCUGCAGAGAGAGGAGAAGGAGGGGAAUGAGGGGAGAGCAGUGUGUCUUGUGCGGUGUUCCAUACAUAACAAGAAGCUGAGGUUUUUCUAGGGAACUCACGGCACUGCUCUACAACCUUCCCGAGAAACUGGAACUGGACGUAAAGCAAGCGUGAGCAUCAAGAGAGCGUGCAGCACAAUGCAUCAAGACCACAGCAGGACAGAUCAAGAGUGAGUUUGCGAAGCUCCGCCAGUUCCUGAGAGCGGAGGAGGAGGCCAGACUGGAAGCUCUGGAACAGGAGGAGAGCAAGAAGACCGGGUUACUGACUGAGAGGAUCAACCGCCUCACCGACGACAUGACUUCCCUCUCUGAGAGAAUCUCAGACAUACAGCACAGGAUGAAAACAGAUGAUGUCUCAUUCUUGCAGAUUCAUCUCACAUAUUUUAACAAUGUUCUAAGUUCACAGGAAAAACUGUUAAAUGUACUGAGGCUUUCUCAAAUAAUUAUGUUCUUUUUUUUACUGAGAUCCAUGUGUUUUUGUUUCCAAUAUACAAGGACUUGAAAGACGGUUAUGCAACAUUACAAUGAUCGUCAUAAGUCAAAUAUUUGAUCAGUCUCCAACAUCAUUGACACAAAAUGUGUGUACUGUAUGUAAUUUCAGUACACUGCAGGAUCCAGAGCCUUUAUCAGGGACACUGAUAGACGUGGCCCAACACCUGGGCAACCUGAGGUUCAAGGUCUGGGAGAAAAUGGUUGAAUACACCCCUGUGACCCUGGAUGUAAAUUCAGCCCACGCUGAUCUACUGAUCUCUGGGGUUCUCCUGCAGGCAUUCACAGCUGGGAGGUGGAGGUGGAGCCUAAGAAUGCCUGGACUCUGGGAGUGGCCAAAGAGGGUGUAGCCCGAAAAGGCAAUGUGAUGGUCAGCCCAGAGGUCGGGAUCUGGGCGAUGGGGAUGUGGAACGGGGAGCAGUAUAGCGCUGGAACUGUCCCCCUGGGUACCCCGUUGGUUCUGAAGAGGAAGCCCAAGAGGAUCAUGGUCAAGCUGGACUAUGAGAAAGGAGAGCUCUCUUUCUAUGACUCCAGUGACAUGUCACUCAUCUAUACGUUCGAACACGGGUUCACAGAGAGACUGUUCCCUUACUUCUCUCCCUGUCUCAACUCUGAUGGCACUAACUCUGGAGUGCUGAGGAUCUGCCCUGAGAAGGUGUCUGUGACUGUGGCACCUGAGCAUAUAACCUGGUGAUUCUAUUUCUUGAUCACAUACUGAAGUGUCUGUAUUGGUAAAGUCUGUCACAGUGACUCCUGUGUAUUGGUUUUGUCUGUCUAUUGUUUUGUAAAUUGAGGUGAACAGCCUCACCUCCAGUGGUGAUAUUGACGUCUGUGACACCAAUGUGUAUUUUGGAACUUUGUCUGGAGCAGAUCUAUUCUUUGCUGUUAAAGAAUUUACUGAGAACAAGUGUCAUGAUUGAAUUCCAUAAUUAUUGAUGUCAUGUUCCAUAAAAGUACAUAUUUCGUGUAUUUCCAUUCCAUGCCUCACCUGUUAAGUGGAGCAAAUCAACACCGAAACACUGGACUAGUUUGCCAGCAUUCCAGACAGCGUCAUCAGUCCCUAGCCCAGCCACCCUACGGUAGGUACACCAGCUCAGAACAAGAACACAUCUCUCCAUCAUGGCUGCCACCUGGACCCUGGAGGACGACAUGUCCUGCCCUGUGUGCUGCGAUGUUUUCACUGACCCUGUGGUGCUGGGCUGCAGCCACAGCUUCUGCAGGAGCUGCCUGGACAACUACUGGGACACUCAGGUCAUCAAAAAGUGCCCCGUCUGCCGCAAACAUUCCCUAACCGACGCUCCACCCAGUAACCUGGCUCUGAGGAACAUCGUGGAGACCUUUGCGAGGGAGAGGAGCCACAAUAACACCAAGCAGGUUGAGACGAGAGAGGGGGAGAAGGAGAGCCAGGGAAGGAGGGAGUCAGGAGGGAGGAGUGGGUUGGUACCGGAUGGGGAUGAAAGGUGCAGUCUCCAUGGGAAGAGGUUGUUGUUGUUCUGUGUGGAGGACCAGGAGGCUCUGUGUGCGGUGUGUCAGACCUCCAGGAGACACAGGACUCAUCAGCUCUGCCCUGUGGAUGAGGCUGCUCAGGAACUCAAGGAGGAAGUGAAAGCAUCUAUCAUCCCUCUGAGGAGGAAGUUGGAGACAUUCCAAAAGUUGAAGGAGGAUUGCAUGAAAACAGCAGAACACAUCAAGAGCCAGGCCAAGCAAGCAGAAAGGAAGAUAAGAGAUGAGUUUGUGGCGCUGCAUCAACUCCUGCGCCUGGAGGAAGUUGUCCGGUUGUCUGCCCUCUCUGAGGAGGUGGACAUGAAGACAGUUAUAAUGGCAGAGAAGAUUGAACACCUGGCCAAGAAGAUGACCUCCUUGACCAGCAACAUCAGAGAGAUAGAACAGGAUAUAGAGGCAAACGACCUUCCAUUUCUCCAGGCUUACAAGAACAACAAAGCAAGGGCCAACUGUACAUUGCAGGAUCCAGAGCCUGUAUCAAGGGCAUUGAUCGAUAUGGCCCAACAUCUGGGCAACCUAAGGUUCAAGAUCUGGGAGAAGAUGCAGGAGAAGGUGCAAUACACCCCAGUGACUCUGGACCCCAACACCGCGGCCCCCUGGUUAUCUCUCUCAGACGACCUGACCAGUGUGUGCGUCAGUGGAGAGAAGCCUCACGUCCCCAACAACCCAGAGCGCUGUGACACGUGUGUUUGCGUGCUGGGGGCCGACCCCUUCAGUUCCGGCAGUCACUGUUGGGAGGUGGAGGUGGCGGGUAAGACCAGAUGGGACCUGGGGGUCCUGAGAGAGAGUGUGCGUAGGAAAGGGGUCCUGAGUGUGAACCCUGCCCACGGGUUCUGGGCCCUGUCGCUGAGGGACGGCGGCCAGUACAGCGCCUGCACCAUGCCCUGGACCCGUCUCACUCUGAAGAGGAGGCCCAGGAGGGUCAGAGUGUGUCUGGACUAUGAUGCGGGAGAGGUGACUUUCUAUGACCCCACUGACAUGUCACUCAUCUAUACAUUCAGGGACAAGUUUAAAGAGCCAUUGUUGCCCUACCUCUGUCCCUGUGUGAGUGACAGCGGCCGCAAUGCUGAGCCACUAAAGAUAUGCCCUGCCAAAGUCUCAUUGGUUCAUGUUGGUGAUAAGGUUUUGUAGAUUACAAGAUGUAUUUUUUAGAGGAGACAUUGCUAAAGCAUCCAUAUGUCUCGCUAUCUAUUAUUAACACAAUGGAUGUAUAUUUUAUAUAUUGAUGUAUAUUUUAUAUAUUGAUGUAUAUUUUAUAUAUUGAUGUAUAUUUUAUAUAUGGAUGUAUAUGUGAACGGAACAAUUCUUGUCCUAUAUAAUAUCAUAAGUCAUAUUUUCUUGGUGUGUGUCAAAUGGCAAGAUAAACAAAAAAGGUGAUGAUUACUCAGCAUUUGAGUUAAUAUUCUGUAAGACUUGUUCUAAAUGCUUAUGAAUGAUCAUGCUUAUAAAUGUGUAUAAAUACAACAAUUAAAUACUUUUAUGUUCAUGAA
This is a messenger RNA of Oncorhynchus kisutch (coho salmon), 3546 nucleotides long. RefSeq names its product tripartite motif-containing protein 35. Gene Ontology annotation, molecular function: protein binding; zinc ion binding. The transcript has 10 exons. NCBI's taxonomy places the organism in Eukaryota, Metazoa, Chordata, Actinopteri, Salmoniformes, Salmonidae. The record is from RefSeq and is a predicted model, not a curated record. The coding region runs from base 1673 to 3187 and encodes 504 amino acids.